Messenger RNA from Myiozetetes cayanensis, 4379 nucleotides. Its product is annotated as zinc finger protein 501-like. The record is from RefSeq and is a predicted model, not a curated record. The coding region runs from base 3072 to 4181 and encodes 369 amino acids. NCBI's taxonomy places the organism in Eukaryota, Metazoa, Chordata, Aves, Passeriformes, Tyrannidae. The transcript has 6 exons.
UGCAGGGGGACCCUGACAAUAAUAGUGAAGAGCAGGAGGAAACAAUGGGAUGAGGCUCCAAAGUGCUGAUUUCCAGCAGCAGGAAGGUGGGGAGAAGGCAGGGAAGUGCCCCUAAGGAAUGGGAUCCCGGAGCAGAUCUGCUGGUCAGGGCCAGAGUGGGAACUGGGAACAAGGAUUUUGGGAAUGCAGAGCAGAGGGAGGGGGGUUGCCCUGUCAAUCCUGCGCUUCCUAGAGCCCAGUAACUCCCAAUAUGAGCCCAGUCACCUCCAGUAUAAGCCCAGUUGCUGCCAAUAUAUCCCACUUGCCCAUUCUAUGGUCCCCAGCAUAGUGUUCCCAGUAUGAGUCCAGUAUGAUCCCAGCCCCCCAACAGGGUUCCAGUUACUCCCAGUUGCCCCCAGUGUAGACAUAGUCACUCCCAGUGUUGUCCCAGUCACCACCAGUAUGGUUACAGACGCUCCCAGUGUGGACCCAGCUUCUCUCAGUAUGAUCCCAGUUACCCCAGCUGUGGUCUUACUACUGCAUGCAUCAUUCCAGUAUCUGCCAGUUGAUCCCAGUUGCUCCCAGUGUGUCCCAGGCUGGGUCCCAGCAUGAUCCCAGUAGCUCCCAGCAACCCCAAGUAAGACCUUAUUCACACCCACUGUAACCCCAGUCACUCCCAGUAUGAUCCCAGUUGCUCUCUGUCGAGACCAAUAUAAUCCCAGUCAUCUCCAGUAUGAUCCUAGUCACUGCCCACCACUCCCUGUAUGAUCCCAGUAUGAUGCCAGUCACUUGCAGUCACUCCCAGUAUGAUCCCAGUUGCCUCCAUCGUGGUUGUAUUUGUUCCCAGUAUCAACCCAGUCACUCACAGUGUGAUGCCAUUUGCUCCCAGCAUCGUCCCAGAUGCUGCCAGUCACCCCCAGUAUGAUCCCAGUCACUGCCAAGUAGUUCCAGUACUGUCCCUGUCACUCCCAGUUUCUCCCAGUAUGAGCCCAGUUGCCCCCCACAUGGUUCCAGUUGCUUCCUUUCACCCCCACUGUGGUUCCAGUCACCUCCAGCGUGCUCUCUGUCACUCCCAGUUGCUUCCAGCAUGAUCCCACCGGUACAAGCUAGUUCUUACUUCCUCCUCGUGAGAAUUCAUUUACCAGUCCUAUUCUUUUGAUUUUCAUUCGAAGAUCUCGUGGUUCGGAUGUAACAGUCCACUUUGGGGAAGACAAUUCCACCGGUCCUUUAACCCGCGACGCACGAGUCCAGCCUCUUUCAGCAGUACGAAUUGCUGUAUCUGUGGUAAUAAGAACAACAAAGGGCCCUUCCCAACGAGGGGUUAAUGAGGAUUCCUUCCAGGUCUUUAUUAAUACCUGAUCUCCAAUUUGAGUCUUAUGUAUUGCUAUGUCUAAAGGAGGUCUCUGAGGUACUAAUCCUUCUUUUCUUAACUCCUGUCUUCUCUUCAUUAAUUCAGUUAUACAUUCCCUUAGAAAAGUAUCUUCUAUUUUUGGGUUCUAGAGGGCUACCAAAAUCAUAUGGCAUCCCAUAUAUCAUUUCAAAUGGUGAGAUCCCUGUAUCAGCACGCGGUUGGGUCCGAAUAUACAAUAGAGCUAAUGGUAAACAUUUUACCCAAUUCAUUUUAGUUUCCAUCAUCAAUUUAGUUAAGUGCUUUUUAAUUUCUCCGUUCAUCCUUUCAACUUUACCAGAACUUUGUGGGUGCCAAGGUGUGUGAUACUCCCACUUAGUUCCAAAAAGCUCCGUUGUUUCUUUAAUUAUUUAGAGGUAAAAUGUGGUCCCCUAUCUGAAUCUACGAUGGUUACAAUACCAUAUCUCGGAAUUAUUUCUUCUAAUAAAAUCUUAAUUACUGUUUGGGCCGUACAUCGUGCUACAGGAAAAGCCUCUACAAAAUGAGUAAGAUGGUCUGCUAAUACUAAUAAGUAACAAUACCUCCCUACUUUAGGUAAUUCGGUAAAGUCUGCUUGUAUUUUCUCAAAAGAUCUUUUAGGUAUCUCUCAGCCUCCUUGAAUUCUUUCUCUCAGUUGCCUUUUGUUCACUUUUUGGCAAGUUAUGCAUCCCUCUAGAAUCCUUUUGCAAUUCCAUAUGCCCCAACACAAACAUAUUUGUUUUUGAAUUGAUCUAUUAAGGUUUGUGUUCUCCAAUGUGUUUGUUCAUGUAAUUUAGCCAUAAUCUUUUGAGCAAGGCCCUUUGGGAGUAUUUCCCGACCAUCGGGUAACAUCCAUUUAUUAUAUUCUUCUUUUGCCUCUACUUGUUGUAAUUUUUCUUUUUCUUGCUUGCUAAAGCUUUUAGGGAGAUUUAAAUUUUCGGGGUUUGAGUUAUUUAAUACUAAUAAAGCUGCUCUUUUUGCUUCUUCAUCUGCUAGGUUAUUUCCCCUAACCAUGGCCUUUAGUCCCUUUUGGUGGCUUUUUACGUGUACUACAGCGACUUUUUCUGGCUUCCUCAAAGCUUUUAAAGUUUCUUUUAUUAAAGUAUCAUGAAUUAAUCCCUUUCUCUGUGCAUUUAUUAGUCCCUGUUCUUCCCAAAUUUUCCCGAAGGUGUGUACUAUUCCAAAGUCAGUAAAUAUUGUUCCCACCUUUCCCUCUAACUGGUGUAAGGCCCUUAAUAAAGCAUAUAAUUCACAAGCCUGGGUUGACCAUGUUUUAUCGAGAGGUCCAGAUCCUCUUACUCGAAAUGUAAUCCCAUCUAUCACAGCAUACCCUGAUUUUUGAUGUCCAUCUACGACUCUUGAUGAACCAUCUAUGUAUAAUUUUUCGCCUUCCUCCAAUUCUUCUUCCUCUAGGUCUUCCCUAAUUUUAGCCUGGAGAUCGACUACUUGCAAACAAUCAUGUACUAGUUCUCUUUCCGGUUCCCCAUAUAAGAAUUGGGCCGGAUUUUGCAAAUUCAUCAUCUCUAAUUCUAACUUAGGAUUUCUCAUUGCCAAACCCUUACUGGAUGGAGGAGAAGAUUGUGAGGAAGAAGAAGAUGCCGCAGGACACCCAGGCAGGGCUCAAAUAUCCCAGAAAACACCUCAAAAGGACUGAAAACAAGCAAAGAGAAGGGAUUUGCAUGGAAUCGGGAUCAGAGAUUUUUCCACAGGCUCCAGCAGAUCUGAUAUGAUGUCACUGCUCCAGAUCUUCCUCCUCUUACUUGGCCUUGGAAUUCUGGGAAUUCUGGGAAAUCCAGCAGUGGAAGUGCCAGGAAGGAGCCUCCUGGACGCCCUCACCAUUCCCACCUGGAAGCGAGACCAGGACCCCCCUUCCCACCUGCGCUGGGAGCCCUUCCGAGGCCGCCUGCCCCCCGACGCCGUGUCCAGCCGGAACCGCCGGACAGGCCGCCCAGAGUUCGUGUGUUCCACGACGCAGCACGGCUGCAAUUCCGGCUCCUACGACCCCCUCAGGGGCCCCUACUGCUACUUCCCGAGGCGGGGAUGGGAGGAGCGAACCCCCAGCUUCAACAUCUUGGUCAACGCCGGCGGCUUCGAGGCCUUGGACUGGGUGGACGAUUCCUUCGGCACCGUCCCGGAAAACGCCGUGGAGAGCUGCCCGUCGGUCGACGUCUUCGUGGGGCGGAGCCCGGACGGGCUGGGAAAGGUGUCCAAGGAGCACCGGGCGCUUUUCGUGGCGCUGGGAGGGGAGGAGGUUUGGUACAAGUGGUACCAAGUCCUGGUGGUCAAGACAGGCCCGUCCGACGUGUCCAUCGUGGACGUCGCCUACAACCUGAGCGCGGCCCUGGAGCUCUCCGAGGACGUGGCCUUGGCCGAGGCUCCGGUGCGGAACGGAGGGUGCCGGGCAGCCCCGGCCUCCGCCCGCUUGGAAGAGGCCUCGGAGACGGAGCACUCGUGGCGCUCGGAUCACCCCGCGCUGGCCUCGGUGCGGGGGGUGCUCUGGGCGGCCCCGCUGGUGCCCACCGGGACGGGCUGGGCCGUGGGCGAUGUCACCUCCCUGCCGUGGGUUGGGGGGGCCAGCUCGGCCCGGUUCGUGCCCCACGGGCCCCACGAGGUGCGGGAGGAGGUGCCGGCGCACUCGGAAUGCACCGCGGUGCUCCGGGGGCGCCGGCGGGACCUCCGGGUGCCGUUCACAGCCCGGCUGCACCGGGAAUUCCGGGAUGGAUUCCAGCACAGCGUGGGGGUCGCUGGGUGGGCACAAACUCGGGUGGUCAGCGGGGUCAGCGCGGGGAUUGAGCAGUGCCGGGAACUCGCCGGGGUCCCGCCGUGUCCAGCGUAGGGAGGGACCUAUGCAGGCUGGAUCCCAAAAUUCCUCCCCAAAGAUUUUUCCUGGUGUUUUUCCCCUAAAUAAUCCCGCACAAUGCAACGGCAGCAACUUGGAAUGCAGGGCAAGGCUUGGAUUUGGUGGGUUUUCCCAUAUUUUGCUUUUUGUGACAUGACCUUUAUCCCUUUCUGGAAAACUUGCAAAAACGUGGCA